AUGAGACCAAGCACUUUUGCCGUCCUCUGUGCGGCCAGUUGCCUUCAGCAGGCAAUUGCCGCCCCCUCUUUAUCCUCUCUAGGGUCGUCGCUCACGAUCUUAAAGGAAGAGGACUUCCUUGCUGAGAAUUCCCCAAAAUCGGCCUCUGCAAUCCUUGUUGAGAAAGAUAAAACUUAUUCUCAAGGCAAGUUGGUUUGUGACCAACUGACCGAAGAUGUCUGGUCACCAGAUACCCAGGAUUUCUUUGCGGGUGUCAACAGCAGCUUGGCAUACCAGGUCUACCUCGGGAAAUACUCACCAGUCCAACUCUUUUGGAUAAAAUCUCCGAGCUCGGGACCUUGUAAAGCUAUUAGGCUCGGCAGGACGCUAAAUAUAAAAACAGUCUCUUGCAGCAGGAGACUUCCUACCUUGUGUACUCACUCUGGAGCGUGGAGCAAUUACACAUUCACCGACAACUCGGCUCCAUACCAAAUCGAGGUCCCUGCUGGGGGUAUGCAGGUUACUGGCUUCAGAGAUAAAUACGGUUGGAGAUUUGACGGAAUUAAGUACGCAGACUUCCCAGGUCGAUUUGUCCACUCCAAAGUGCGACAAGCUACUGGUGCAGUCAGCGCAUUGGAAUUUGGUGAAGUCUGCUACCAAAACGAGGGCUGGAGAGGCGGCCCAGUGGGAGGUAGCGAAGAUUGCCUGUUCUUGAAUAUUGCAACACCAUACCUUCCGGGUGCAGGUCAAAAGAAGUUGAAACCCGUCCUGUUUUGGCUUCAUGGUGGUGGAUUCACCGGAAACAGCGGAAACAUUAGAAAUUACGAUGGAGUGGCAAUGGCCGCUAGAGGUGAUAUUGUUGUCGUCAAGAUCAACUACAGACUUGGAACAUUUGGCUAUCUUGCUAUUGAUGGCACUCCUAUCAAGGGUAACUACGGCUUCGGCGACAUGAUCACAGCCCUCAAGUGGGUCCGUAGGAACAUCCGUCAUUUUGGAGGUGACCCAAAUAAAGUUACACUUGCAGGAGACUCCGCUGGUGCUGCGGCUGUCAGGGCAAUGAUAGCAAGCCCGAAAGCCGAGGGUCUUUUCUCUGGCGGUAUCCUACAAAGCAUGCCCAGCGGCUGGAGAGGUUACCCUGGACGCUUCACCAAUUAUACCACCCUUGCAGAAGCCACACAGGAGACUGGCAAUGUAAUCUUGCAGAUGACUGGUUGUAAUGCUGCAGCCAAUAAGGCUCACUGCUUGAGGAAUCUCCAUCCCGAUGUUUUGAAUCUACUCCCCGCAAGGGCCAGUGUCCCAGUAGUAGACUACAAUAUAUUCCAUAGCAGGACACUACCGAUCACCGGUGGUCCAGGCUACAUGGCUCGUGUCCCCAUCAUGAUUGGUGCUAAUCGUGACGAGGGCGGUAUGACCGGACUAGACUUCACGGAUCCUAACGCAUCUGCUAUCGAUUUACUCACACCGAUCGCACAAAGAUCUUCAUACUUCUUACAUGGUGAACCAAAGGAUCUCGUCGCUAUGGCCUCCCUUCCAGAGUUCCCCACCCCGGCGAUCCCCUACGGAGGCCAGAACGUUAGCAUUAGAAUUUUAACUGAUAUAAACUUCAAGUGUGAAAGCUGGGCUACUGCAUAUUCGGGCAGAAAGCACAACACACUUGGCGAUGUCUAUACCUUCACCUUCAACAGGACUUAUCAGCCACUUUGGUGGACCGGGUCGCAAUGCGAACCUCCAAAGUCACCAGAACAUCCUCUCGGGGAUCCAGAUCAGGAAUACUUCAAAUGUCACUCUGGAGAAGUUGAUUUCGUACUUGGAAUGACUACCUACAGUGGCGAGUUCCAAAGAAACGAGCUGGACAUUCCGUUCCAGCAAUUGAUCGUUGAUUACUGGUCCUCUUUCAUCAAAUCGGAGGACCCUAAUCCUCCAAAGGCGUACUUGAAGGCUCGAAACUACUGGGGAACUUUGAACCAAAUUGAGGCAACCGGUAGAUGGCAGAAGUUCAACCGCCACAACCGAAAGAUGCGAUGGCUUCAGUGGAAUGGUGGGCAGGUUGAUCUGGACGAAGAGGAGCAGUGCGAAGCUUUGGACCUCCCGUUGACCUUCUACGAGUAA
Messenger RNA from Orbilia oligospora ATCC 24927, 2088 nucleotides. RefSeq lists its product as uncharacterized. The transcript is spliced from 4 exons. Gene Ontology annotation, molecular function: cholinesterase activity. Lineage: Eukaryota; Fungi; Ascomycota; Orbiliomycetes; Orbiliales; Orbiliaceae. Bases 1 to 2088 code for a protein of 695 amino acids. The record is from RefSeq and is a predicted model, not a curated record.